Molecule: messenger RNA, 948 nt
Organism: Puma concolor (puma)
Lineage: Eukaryota; Metazoa; Chordata; Mammalia; Carnivora; Felidae
Product: olfactory receptor 56A3-like
Biological process (GO): G protein-coupled receptor signaling pathway
Cellular component (GO): plasma membrane
Molecular function (GO): G protein-coupled receptor activity; olfactory receptor activity
Source: RefSeq, a predicted model, not a curated record
AUGACAGCGCACCAAAAUGGCACCAUCUCCUCUGAGAUUUCAGACUUCCUCCUGAAUUGUUUUGCCAGGUCCCCUAGCUGGAAAUUCUGGUUGUCCCUGCCCCUCAGCCUCCUCUUUCUUUUAGCCAUGGGGGCCAAUAGUGUUCUCCUGAUCACCAUCCGGCUGGAGGCAUCUCUGCAUGAGCCAUUGUACUACCUGCUCAGCCUCCUCUCCCUGUUGGACAUCAUUGUCUGCCUCACCGUCAUCCCCAAGGUGCUGGCCGUCUUUUGGUUUGACCUCAAGUCCAUCAGCUUCUAUGCUUGCUUCCUCCAGAUGUACAUCAUGAACUGCUUCCUUUCCAUGGAGUCCUGCACAUUCAUGGUCAUGGCCUAUGACCGCUAUGUAGCCAUCUGCCACCCACUGAGGUACCCAUCCAUCAUCACUGACCAAUUUGUAGCCAAGGCUGCUGUCUUUAUUUUGGCCAGGAAUGGCAUUUUAACAGUACCUAUCCCCAUUCUAUCAUCCCGACUCCAUUAUUGUAGGACAAAUGUCAUUGAGAACUGCCUCUGCGCCAAUAUGUCUGUCUCCAGGCUCUCCUGUGAUGAUGUCACCAUCAAUCGCCUCUACCAGUUUGUCAUAGGAUGGACCCUGCUAGGAUCUGACCUCAUCCUCAUCUUUGUCUCCUAUACCUUCAUACUGCGAGCUGUGCUGAGACUCAAGGCAGAGGGUGCUGUGACCAAGGCCCUGAGCACAUGUGGUUCCCACUUCAUCCUUAUCCUCUUCUUCAGCACCAUCCUUCUUGUCUUCGUGCUCACUCUUGUGGUGAAGAAGAAAGUCUCCCCUGAUGUGCCAGUCUUGCUCAACAUCCUCCACCAUGUCAUUUUCUCAGCCCUCAACCCCAUUGUGUAUGGGGUGCGAACCCAGGAGAUCAAGCAAGGAAUCCAGAGAUUACUGAAGAAAGUGUGGUAA